Messenger RNA from Gymnodraco acuticeps, 1955 nucleotides. RefSeq names its product mesogenin 1 (gene msgn1). Gene Ontology annotation, biological process: regulation of transcription by RNA polymerase II; mesoderm formation. Gene Ontology annotation, cellular component: nucleus. The coding region runs from base 1065 to 1496 and encodes 143 amino acids. The record is from RefSeq and is a predicted model, not a curated record. Gene Ontology annotation, molecular function: protein dimerization activity; RNA polymerase II cis-regulatory region sequence-specific DNA binding; DNA-binding transcription factor activity, RNA polymerase II-specific. The transcript has a single exon. NCBI's taxonomy places the organism in Eukaryota, Metazoa, Chordata, Actinopteri, Perciformes, Bathydraconidae.
CUGCCAGUGUCGCUCCCCUUGAUCAUGAGUGAGGCCUUACACACCUUUUCAGACAUGAAAGGUCUGGCAGGAGCUUGGUGACAGCUGCAUCCUCUGCCCAAAUAACAACUCAGAGCAAGUACUUGGUCUUAAAUCCUGUUAUUCCUGACAGUUGCUCGGGGAAAUUCAGCUUGUGUUCCAAUGCAGAUCUCAUUAGUAAAGUAAAAGUUUGUUCAGAUGUGUAAUUUGUUUGUGAAUAAUAUUAACAAUUGGCACUUUCUGACAUUGAAACAGGAAAACUGCCUUUGAAACAAUUGACCUUCUCCAGGUGGCAAGUAAAUAUAUGUGCAUUAAAAGAAGAAGACUUUAUUAAUCCCUCACAGGGAACAUUUCUUGAGAGAAAAGAAAACAGGAUUGAUUUGAUUUAUCUCGAACAAAACGUAAUAAUAAUUAAAUGAAACAUGAGAAUUAUGAUACUGUAUAAACUUAAGCAGUAUUAAAUUGAUAAACAAAAAUAUUAUUGACUUACAAAUUAUAUAUAAACAAAUGAUCUACCUAAUUACAUAUCCGGGGUCUUGAUUUAUACAAAUAACAAAGAUGUAUCUCCAAAAAAAUUAUCUGUAAGGCUGUCUUGGUAAGUUAAAAAUAGUGUUGUUUUUUUGACUGCUUCACUUCCAGACUGAAGACACACGCAGGCCUGACUUGCCGGAGAGGUGUGAGGCUCUCAGGUGAAACAGCAUCCUCUCAAUCCUUCAUUAGACAAAUCACAUCAAACUGAUAAUUGUCGUAGUGAAGACUUUAAAGAGUAAUUUCACACACAAGGGAAUCUAAUUAUUGUUCUUUCCAUCACAUUAUCCGUCGAUUUAGCCUUAUUCACACCCCAGUGAUAACGAACCUUCGGGAAGGUCGCAUUUUGGCACUUGGGGUUUUCUUUGAACUUUUUUUCGCCUGAGCUGUGAACCCAUAAAGCUCCGGAGAUCUGCUUCUAUAUAAAAACUCCUUGCAGAAAAAUCUCCUUCACAGAACCUGUCAUUCACCCCUGAUGUCAUCCUCGCUGCACGACUGUCGGGAAGGAUAUUUCUAACAUGGACAUGGAUGUUGUCACAGCUAAAAUGCUGUCUGAGUGGAAGAGCCAUGAGGGUGCGUUUGGAGAAGAUCAUGACUCACUUCAGUCCACUUCCCCGGAGUCCUCCAUAGACUCCAUGUGCUCUUCCCCGGAGAUGUGCUUCUCCAGCGGCAGUCAGGAGAUGAAGGACUGCCCUUACGGAUUCCCGGAGCGCAGAUCCUCUUCCAAAGCGCAGAGGCAGGGCAAGCCCAAGAUGUCCACCAAGAGACGCGUGAAGGCCAGCGAGAGGGAGAAGAUGCGGAUGAGGAGUCUUGCAGAGGCUCUGCACCACCUCCGGGACUACCUGCCGCCGGACUACAGUCAGACAGGCCAACCCCUGACCAAGAUACAGACUCUCAAAUACACUAUUGAAUACAUCAACAAGCUUUCAGACAUUCUGGGCCGCGCGUAACGGACGCAAAUUUACUUUUUACGCAUAAGGUUUACUCUGACCUGGACAUUUAAUGGAGUUAGUUUGAUAUAUUCGAUGAGUAACACAACAUUUUUAAGUGAACUUUAACAUUUGAUUUAAUUAAAUUGCUCUCUUGUUCGCCCUUCUCGUGAUGUAAAUAUUGUUUAUUGGGCACUUGACCAUUACUUUGUAUAUGAGGCUGCCUUUGUUGGAGUUGUGAAUUAAAUGUUUGGGAAUAUAGUUUGCUGAUUGUUAUAUGUGUAUAUGUUUUCCCCUUGGUAUGAAAUGUAGCUUUACUGAUGAAGGUGUUCUCCUAUUAGGCCCACCUUGUUUGUGUAUCGUGUGAGCAGAGAACUUAGUGAAACCUCAUCAUAUUUGUUAUAUGUUGUUGCUGUUUGUGUUAAAGUUUAAGUAGCUUCAUAAUAGCCUAUAUUAAAGUUGUGUCUGAAAGCUAUAUAA